Priapulus caudatus is the source of this 459-nucleotide messenger RNA. RefSeq names its product tyrosine-protein kinase receptor Tie-1-like. The transcript is spliced from 3 exons. The annotation marks the transcript as partial. Gene Ontology annotation, molecular function: ATP binding; transmembrane receptor protein tyrosine kinase activity. NCBI's taxonomy places the organism in Eukaryota, Metazoa, Priapulida, Priapulimorpha, Priapulimorphida, Priapulidae. Gene Ontology annotation, biological process: multicellular organism development; positive regulation of kinase activity; cell surface receptor protein tyrosine kinase signaling pathway. Gene Ontology annotation, cellular component: signaling receptor complex. The record is from RefSeq and is a predicted model, not a curated record.
GGCCGCCUGCCCUUCAAGUGGAUGCCACCAGAGGCGCUGACGUGCGGACAGUACACGAUGAAGAGCGAUGUGUGGAGCUACGGGGUCGUGCUCUGGGAGAUCACCACCAUGGGUGCUAGCCCCUACCCCGGGGUGCCCAUCAACAGCUUGCUGGAAAUGCUGAAGAGCGGUUACCGGAUGGCUAUGCCAAAAGACUGUCCGGACCAUCUCUACGAGAUGAUGCAGAAUUGCUGGCUGGAGAAGUCCGUCGAUCGACCGACCUUUUCUGAACUCGGCAGCACGUGUGAGCGGCUGCUUAACUACGGCACAGACCUGUCGGUGGACAGCCUGGCCAACAGCAGCGGCCCGUCGUCGCCGUCGUCGUCGUCAGAAUUGAGCAUACCGCUGAACCCUGUCAAACACAUCGUCUUCACGACUUCGAAUCCGACGUACGGCACAGCGGAGACGUCGAACGUAUGA